AUGUUCGGCACGGCAGACCAGACCCAGCGGUUCCACACGUCCAUCAAGGAGCUCACCAAACACAUGGAGGCUUAUAACGGCACGUUUGUGUCGCUGGACGGGACGCGGGGAUCGCCGGUGCCGCAGACAGCUAAGGAGCCCGUCCAGGAGCCCGUCCAGGAGCCUACGCAGGAGCAGCAGAGCCAGCAAGAGAACGACGACGAGACCCAGCUGGUGACAAACCUCGAGGUCACGGGCGAACAGCACACCGAGCCGCCGUCCGAGCCCGUCCAGGAGAUCCCCAAGAACCCGCUGGAGGGCACGAAUCUCGACAAUCCCCAGAAACGCAACCCCGACAAGGCGCCGCUGCCGCCCGGGUACCGCGGGUCCAUGACCAACGAGUACAAGCCGUACGAGCAGGCGCGCGUGGUGAAGGACAAGUUCGGCAACCCGGCCAAGCAGAACGCCACGAUGCUGACGCUCGUGCGCAACGAGGAGCUCUACGACAUGCUGCAGUCGAUCCAGCAGUUGGAGAGCCGGUUCAACAGAAACUACCAGUACGACUGGGUCUUCCUCAACGACAAGCCGUUCACCGACGAGUUCAUCAAGCAGACCUCGGCAAUGGUGUCGGGGACUGCGCGGUACGGCAUCAUCCCGUACGAGCACUGGUCGUAUCCCGAGUACAUCGAUCCGCAGAAGGCCAAGGAGAUCAGAGAGUCACGACAGUAUGCGAACGUGGCGUACGGUUCGAGCGAGAGUUACCGCCACAUGUGCCGUUUCAACUCGCUGUUCUUCUACAAACACCCGAUUCUGGACGACUACCAGUACUACUGGCGCGUGGAGCCGUCGAUCGAGUACGGAUGCGACAUCCUGACCGAUCCGUUCGCGUACAUGGUGGAAAAUAAAAUCAACUACGGGUUCACGCUGACCCUCACAGAGUUCCCCAAGACCAUUCCGACGCUGUGGAAGACGAGCCUGGAGUACUUUCUGCGGCCCGAGGUGGCGGCGCAGAUCCCGUCCGACGAGGAAAACCUGCUCUCCUUCGUCUCCGGCGACAACGGCCGCACAUACAACCUGUGCCACUUCUGGUCGAACUUCGAGAUCGCCAACCUCGACUUCUACCGCAGCCCCGUGUACGAGGGCUACGUGCAGCACCUGGACCGCGCGGGCGGCUUCUUCUACGAGCGGUGGGGGGACGCGCCCGUGCACACGAUAGCGGUGGCCAAGAUGAUGCGUGCGAGCGAGAUCCACCUGUUCACGGACAUUUCGUACAAACACACGGUGGCGGGCUCGUGUCCGCUGGACGACGCGUUCAGACGCCAGGCGCGGUGCACGUGCGACCCGGGGCUCGACUGGUCGAUCACCUCUGGCUCGAGCUGCAACCUGCACUAUAUGGAGGUUGCGCACCAGCCACACAUGGCAGACUACGAAAAAUACAGAAACCUUGUGGCUGAGCGGCAGGAGCAGGAGCAGCAGCGCAAGAAGGAGGAGAUGGAGCGCCGAAGAGAGGCCGCCAAGCAGCGGGCCGAGGAGAGACGCCAGCGGGCCGAGGAGAGGAGACAGCGCAAGCAGAAGGAGCGAGAGGAGCGGCUGCGCGCGGCCAAGACGCCUGCGGCCAACUAA
Molecule: messenger RNA, 1602 nt
Organism: Ogataea angusta
Lineage: Eukaryota; Fungi; Ascomycota; Pichiomycetes; Pichiales; Pichiaceae
Exons: 1
Coding region: 1-1602 (533 amino acids)
Biological process (GO): protein O-linked glycosylation; protein N-linked glycosylation; cell wall mannoprotein biosynthetic process
Cellular component (GO): Golgi apparatus; membrane
Molecular function (GO): alpha-1,2-mannosyltransferase activity
Source: RefSeq, a predicted model, not a curated record